GUGAAAUGUCAACAAAAGUGCCAAACAUUAAACUGAAAAUUGAUCCUCGGGAUCUGCAGAUCCAGACCUUUACAGUGGAGAAAUUAUUGGAACCAUUGAUAAUUCAGGUUACAACACUAGUGAACUGUCCACAGAAUCCUUCUAGUAAGAAAAAAGGCCGUUCCAAAAGGGCUCGUGUCUUGUUAGCUUCUGUGGAAGAAGCCACAUGGAAUCUGUUGGACAAGGGGGAAAAAAUUGCCAAGGAAGCAAUUGUGUUUAAAGAAGAACUUCAUGCAGCACUUGCUGAUGUCCAGAAAGAGAGUCAAGCCUUAAAGGUAUCAGCAGAGGCAUUUACCAGUGAUCCCUGCUAUCUGCCUAAGAGGCAAGCUGUUGUCCAAGCAGCACGAUGUCUGCUUACAGCUGUCACAAGGCUUCUAGUUCUGGCGGACAUGGUUGAUGUGGCAUACUUACUAGAACAUUUAACUGUGUUUCAAAGAACAUUUGAAUCUUUAAGAAAUGUAUCCAGUAGAUCUGAUCUACAGAAAAUCUACCAGAAGUUUCGAAAAGAUCUGGAAAAUCUUGAUUAUUUGGCACACAAGCGUCAGCAGGAUUUGAAAUCCAGCAAUCAGCGAGAUGAAAUUGCUGCAGCACGUGCAACCCUGAAGGAAAAUUCUUCUCUCCUACAUUCAAUAUGUUCAGCUUGUUUGGAACAUUCAGAUGUUGCAUCCCUAUCAGCCAGCAAAGAUUCAAUUUGCAAUGAAAUACAGAAUGCUCUCAGUGUAAUUUCUAAUGCUUCCCAAGGAGUUGGAAAUAAAGUGGGACAACCUACAUCUCAUGCAGCUACUCUUGGAAGUGCACUGGAUGAACUUGAGAAUUUAAUUAUCCUGGAUCCUCUUGUAGUGGAUGAAGAGAAAAUAAGGCCAUCACUAGAGAAACGUCUGGAAGCUAUUAUCAGUGGAGCAGCUCUGCUAGCUGAUUCUUCCUGCACGCGUGAUUUUCAUCGAGAACGCAUCAUUGCUGAAUGCAAUGCUAUCCGCCAAGCUCUCCAAGACCUGCUUUCUGAAUACAUAAACAAUACAGACAAGAAAGAGAGAAGCAAUGCCUUGAAUGUUGCAAUAGAUAGUAUGUGCAAGAAGACAAGAGACCUUCGCAGACAGCUCCGUAAAGCCAUUAUAGAUCAUAUCUCAGACUCCUUCUUGGACACCACUGUUCCACUUCUAGUUCUCAUUGAAGCUGCUAAAAAUGGAAGAGAGAAAGAGAUAAAGGAAUAUGCUGCUAUAUUUCGAGAACAUACCAGCAGGCUUGUGGAGGUUGCUAAUCUUGCUUGUUCACUAUCAACAAAUGAAGAUGGAAUGAAAAUUGUCCAAAUGGCAGCUAAUCACAUAGAGACUUUAUGUCCACAGGUUAUUAAUGCUGCUUUAGCUCUUGCUGCCAGACCAAAAAGUCAAGUUGUGAAAAACAACAUGGAGAUGUAUAGGAGUACAUGGGAGAAUCACAUCCAUGUCCUUACUGAAGCUGUGGAUGAUAUAAUAAGUAUUGAUGAUUUUCUUGCUGUAUCAGAAAGCCAUAUUCUUGAGGACGUAAACAAGUGUAUCAUUGCACUGAGAGAGCAAAAUGCAGACAAUUUAGAUCGUGCAGCAGGUGCAAUCCGAGGUCGUGCUUCAAGAGUAGCUCAUAUCGUUUCGGGUGAGAUGGAUAAUUACGAACCAGGGACUUACACUGAAGAAGUGAUGUCAAAUGUUCAGUAUUUGACGAGGACUGUGAUUCCAGAGUUUAUAAAUCAAGUAAAUAUUGCAUUGGAGAGCUUAAGCAAGAACACAGUGCAUCUUUUUGAUGAUAACCAGUUUGUGGACAUUUCUAAGAAGGUGUAUGAUACAAUUCAUAACAUCAGAUGCUCAGUCAUGAUGAUUCGGACACCCGAGGAGCUAGAAGAUGUAUCUGACCUUGAAGAGGACCAUGAUGCACGUAGUCGUACAAGUAUCCAGACUGAAGGGAAAACUGACAGGGCAAAGAUGACUCAACUGCCGGAGGCUGAAAAGGAAAAGAUAGCUGAGCAAGUGGCUGACUUCAAAAAAGUCAAGAGUAAGCUUGAUGCAGAGAUUGAAAUAUGGGACGAUACUAGCAAUGACAUCAUUGUUUUGGCCAAGAGAAUGUGUGUGAUUAUGAUGGAGAUGACUGACUUCACAAGGGGUAGAGGACCACUGAAGAACACAUCUGAUGUAAUUAAUGCAGCAAAAAUGAUUUCAGAGUCGGGAUCAAGGAUGGAUGUCCUAGCACGGCUGAUUGCCAAUCAGUGUCCAGACCAAUCAUGCAAGCAGGAUUUGUUGGCUUACCUGGAACAGAUCAAGCUGUACUCCCAUCAGCUCAAAAUCUGCAGCCAAGUUAAAGCAGAAAUCCAGAAUCUAGGUGGAGAGCUCAUCAUGUCUGCUUUGGAUAGCGUCACUUCACUAAUUCAGGCAGCCAAAAAUUUAAUGAAUGCUGUGGUACAGACAGUGAAGAUGUCCUAUAUUGCAUCCACAAAGAUUAUCAAGAUACAGAGUCCUACUGGCCCACGACAUCCUGUUGUCAUGUGGAGAAUGAAGGCUCCAGAGAAGAAGCCCCUAAUUAAAAGAGAGAAGCCAGAAGAAAUCUAUGCGGCUGUCAGGAAAGGUUCUGCAAAGAAGAGAAUCCAUCCUGUUCAAGUCAUGAGUGAAUUUAGAGGCAGAGAGGUAGUCUAAUACUCUGCCAUGUUUUGGUCUCUAUCUUGAAUUUAUGAUCUUUGAAUUUUCCUCUUUUCCCCCACUUAUUUAAUAACUAUGCUAUGUUAAUGAUUUGCUUUCCUCUAAAUCUGUAAGAUAACACUUAAAUUAUUUGAAAAUGGCUUUUGGAUUAAUUAGAAACACAUAGUUGAAAAAGAAAAUACUCAUCUUGCAGUGACAAACUUAUCAUGGCUUUAUACUGGCACAUAUACUGGUUUUCAACAGAGCACUUCGAGAAAUACGUUAUGGGAUGGUGCAGUAGUUGGAAAGGAGGAUGCAAUCUGCCAACCUGCCCGAAGUUGUACCACAUUCACUAGGCUUCAGCAUUCCUUUACCAGGGAUGAAUGUAGCCACUAUUAAACUCUGUGUGUUUCAUGAUAUACAGCUUUUCAAACAUGCUGUUGGGCCAGAUCCUUUAUCAGCAUCAUUAUACCAUGAUCAAAUCAGCUGGACUGCUUGAUGCUAGCUGAGUCUAGGCCCUCAACUUGUAUCUAGAUUGAAAGAUCUGAAGAUCUCCCCUCAUCCAAGAUCCAGUCUUAGAAAUUUAAGUUUGAAAUAGAAAAAAUGUUCUAACAACAUGGAUAUAACAAUGUAAUAACAAGAAAAAAAACCCCUGACUGCAACAUAGCAGUAAUAAUACCUCUUUAAAAGGCCUUUUGAAACAUUAAAAUUAAUCUGUGUUCUGUUUCCUACUCUAUUCUGUGAAUACUAAUAAAGCUGCCAACUGUUACAUUUGGAAGUUCAUAUAAUUAAGAUGUUAACAGUAAAAAAAACCUAAUCACUGCACAAAAGAAAAAGUAUGAAAUAAAUCAUUAUUCUGAGAUCAGUGUGUGAAAUACACAUGCACCUAUCCUGAAUCUCAGGAAUUAUGAAAUUUUUGCAAGGUAACUGUAGUGACUUAAAUUCUUUUUCUUAUGACAGUAGAACCCUAAAUGCAUGACUGUGCCAGUAAGCAGUCUGCUAGACGACUGUGCUGUGUCUCAGCAUAUAUAAUGAAGGGUAAGUGCUGUUAGCCUGUGGUCAACACCAGGCUUCUGUAAGAUAAUUGAAGAAAAUUCUUCUGAAGUUAUUUGAAUAAAAUCCAGUUCAAUUUUCUUUUUUGUGGUGAAGAAUCUAACCCCUCUCUUCUCUGCCAUGUUGCUGAGUUUUCCCACACUGCACUUGUUACUCAAAAUGUCUGACUUAGCAGUUAAAUAGAUCCUUUUUGUAUUUGCUAAGGUGAAAGCACUCAAAUGCCAGAACUUCACGAUGGUCAUUGGCUACCACUAUGAGGUGGCUCCAGACUAUAGGCUGCUGCUCCAUGUCAUUUAUUACCUUGUUUGGCACAGCAGUGGACCUACCUAGUGCAAUAUGGGCAGCAAAAAUAACCAUAAACUCCAUUUAUCCUCUUUCGGAUGCCACUAUGUUUUUAAAGCUCAGGACAGAAAAGCAGUAUAAUAUCUAGGCUGUUGGUUAAGAAAUCUCAUGAAACAUACAGCAAUCAUGAAUUAAAAAUUUUGCAGAUCACUACUUCAUGUUCCCUAACUUUACUAUCUGCUAAAUGAUACAAAAGUAGAAGUUUGUAACAAAAAAGUCCUUUCAUCAAACUGAGAUUCCCUCAAGCUUGUUUGCAUCAAGAUCUUUUUACCAUGUAUAGGUCUUUGCUAGUCCUCUUGGGACUAAAGAGUGGGAACCAGCUAACAUUCAAGUGGAGCAGGCAGAGCUAAUACAGAGCAGGUUGUACCACCUGCUUUCAGUAGGUCUGCUGGCAGACUGUCAAAGCCAAGAUAAAGAUUCUGUUUGGUACAGAGAUCAGGUGAGCAUACACUGUUGUCACACUUUAAAGCCAAAACCUCCAUGCCAGAUUCUGGCCCACUCCCUCAGACUGCCUAUGUCCCCAGCAAUGUUCAAGUCCAGAAGCCAGCAGAAGAGUUCCUUGUUUUGGAAGGGUGUUAGUUACUUUCUUAAUAAAUCCUGGUAUCUCUGGGCCACACCUUUCAUAUAGGUCACCCUGACCUCAAA
Molecule: messenger RNA, 4718 nt
Organism: Melopsittacus undulatus (budgerigar)
Lineage: Eukaryota; Metazoa; Chordata; Aves; Psittaciformes; Psittaculidae
Gene: CTNNA3
Product: catenin alpha 3
Exons: 17
Coding region: 6-2696 (896 amino acids)
Biological process (GO): cell-cell adhesion; cell migration
Cellular component (GO): adherens junction; fascia adherens
Molecular function (GO): actin filament binding; beta-catenin binding; cadherin binding
Source: RefSeq, a predicted model, not a curated record